Messenger RNA from Saccostrea echinata, 1228 nucleotides. RefSeq names its product putative ankyrin repeat protein RF_0381. The transcript is spliced from 2 exons. Gene Ontology annotation, molecular function: protein binding. The record is from RefSeq and is a predicted model, not a curated record. The coding region runs from base 20 to 661 and encodes 213 amino acids. Lineage: Eukaryota; Metazoa; Mollusca; Bivalvia; Ostreida; Ostreidae.
UGCUACGAGUUGACUGAAAAUGAAAGUCGUGUACUCAACCUUGCAUAUGUUGGAGGCCGUUAUCAAUGGUGAUAUAACUGCUCUUCAAAACGUACUAAAAUCUGGCAUUGAUGUUAACGUUCUGGAUAAAAAUGGAGAACCUUUGUUAUUUACUCCAAUCGUUAAUGGUGAUAUGGAUACUCUAAAGGUUCUCCUAGCCUACGCUGACGUCAACAUGACGACUGACGAUUGCAGGACCGCUCUCAUGAUUGCAACUGAAAUGAAUGAUAUAGACAUAGUGAAAAAGUUAAUCAAAUCAGGUGCAGAUGUAAACAGGAAAGACAACUCUGGAAAAACUCCCUUACUGAUAGCUCUGGAGGAUGGUAAUUUCAAAAUUGCAGAAUAUCUGAUCAAACACGGAAGUGACGUCAACGUAGUGGACAACCUUGGUCAAUCUGCCCUCUACCUUGUUGCAACUGGAGAAGGCAAUGACUGUACGAAAAUCGUCAAAAUUCUGUUAAGCUGUGGAUAUGUGUUGAAGGAUUCUGAUAAUUGGCUUUGCCCUGAAGACCUAAUAUCUAAUGCAAAAUUUCAAUCCAAAUAUUUCAAAUUGAUGCAGAAAGUAAAUAAUUCAUUGAAGGCUAUCUCAAAAUGUGACAUUAUAAUUCCAGUUGGAUCUUGAAUACAUUUUCCAUAACCAAUCUGUACCUUAGCAGAUGAAAAAAGUCUUUUUAAAAGAAGAGAUGCUACUGGAAAUCAAGAGGAAAUCAAUGUGAGUUCCUGUUAGACAGGAGCUUCAGAAUGCACGUUUCUUCCACUGACGAGUACAGGAUAUAAAGAUGGUUACCAAAGAGUCAUCUAACGCAUUAUGUUUUGUACGAGCCAUGGUGUAUGAAUUAAAACUGCAUAUAUGAAUAACGUAAAGAAUUGUGUUUAAACGUGGAGGCCAUGUUUAAGAAGACAUUGAGAGCCUAUGAUGAACUAAGAGAAAAACUUGUUUUUAAGUAGAAUAGUGAUAAAUAAAGUUGAAAAACAAUCAGAGCUGCAGUAUUUUUAUUUAUCCUUAUUUUGCAUCAAUAGAAUAUUUUACUUUGACUUGAAAGUCAAUCAUACUCGCUCUAUUACGAUACCUACAGGAAAAAGGAACAAAAAUCAAAAGCAGAGAGGAAAAUCAGGUGUUUUUUUUUAUAUUCAAAUUUGAUUAGAUUAAAACAUUUAAUGUAAAUUACUUAUUUUUGUAUUGAUAUUG